Molecule: messenger RNA, 2286 nt
Organism: Plenodomus lingam JN3
Lineage: Eukaryota; Fungi; Ascomycota; Dothideomycetes; Pleosporales; Leptosphaeriaceae
Biological process (GO): copper ion import; intracellular iron ion homeostasis; iron ion transport
Cellular component (GO): plasma membrane
Molecular function (GO): ferric-chelate reductase activity
Source: RefSeq, a predicted model, not a curated record
AUGCCUGUGAACGCCACAACUGCCCCCCACUGGCCUCGAUCAUCCCUGCAACACAUCAAUGUACAUCCAGAGGGGUUCUGGGCAGACAGUGCAGUACCUAGAAGGCCCAAGCGUUUCUACGCGAUACCGGUACCCUCUCUCCCUCCCUUCGACAUCCAGAACUUCCAAGCCGUUUCCAGAAACCGAUUCGAGACAGCAGGCUGCGACACGCCCGUGAACCACCAAGGCAGCAUGAGCCACCACCAUGGCAUGGCCAUGGGCUCCAUGGCCGCCCUGCCAGAACUCGACGCAUGGCCAACGUUUUACUGGGCCGUUGUUGGAACUGCAAUCGCUGUGGCGACGGUGGUCAACAUUUACAACCAUGUGUUGUGCAGGCAAAGACUGUCUGCAGCAAAAUCGGGGGAUCAAACGCCUGCGAAGCCACAGUCCUGGCUCCCGCUCUGGAAUGCGACGUUAUAUGCCUUGACGAGGGAGGCUUCUAAUUACUCGAUUCAUAUUCCGUUUAAGAAUCGGAGAUUCAGACUACCUACUGUUGGGCGCACAGCGUUGGUAGUGUUCAAUGUGGUUGUACUGGUUGUUCUCUGUCUCUAUGGACUCGAGCUUGACAGUGUCUUCACUCGGGAAGAUGUUGGCUUUCGCUGUGGUGUCGUCACUAUUUCACAACUGCCGCUCAUUUUCCUGCUUUCAGGCAAGAACAACAUUGUUGGCUAUCUGGGCGGUAUCAGUUAUGAACGUUUGAACUGGCUACAUCGGUGGUGUGCAAGAUGUAUGCUCUUGACGGCUACUAUGCAUAUGGGCUAUUUCAUCAGUGCAUGGGCCCCAUUCAACUACGUGGGCUACCAACUCAAGAACAAUGCCAUCGUCUGGAAAGGUCUGGCAGCUUGGUGUACCCUAGUAUGGAUUGUUCUGAGCUCCAUGACACCCAUCCGAGGGUGGUACUACGAGGUCUUCGUAAUCCAACACAUCAUUUCAUUCGCCCUCUUCCUCGCCUUCGUCUACAUCCACACCCCUGCCGAGAUGCAUAUUUAUGUCUGGAUACCCAUCGCCUUAUUUGCUUUCGACCGCGUCGUCCGAUUUCUAAGACUACUUUAUGCCAACAUUUCAUUCUUUCAUCCUUCGCUGAAGAAGCAAGGCCAAGCUGGCGGCUUCUUGACCUGCCAGGCAGAUUUUACGCCUUUCCCACAUGACACUACCCGCAUCGUCAUACGGGAUCCUCCGAUCAGCUGGACUCCAGGCCAGCAUGUAUUUCUCUCCUGCCCAUCGGUUGCGCCAUUGCAGAACCAUCCGUUUACGAUUUCAUCGAUACCGCAAGACAAAAGAAUGGAGUUCUUCAUCAAGGCCAGGAAAGGAGGUACACUGCGAUUCUUUCGACACGCCGAGAAACCGCGGAUUGGUUCCCCUGAGUCGACCAGUAAAACGGUUACUAUCGAGGGGCCCUAUGGUUGUAUUCGACCCUUGCGCCAAUUCGACAGCGUAAUCUUCCUCGCUGGAAGUACAGGAGCCACAUACACCGUUCCCUUGCUCCGCGACCUCCUCCAAGGCUGGACCGAAAAUGCAUCCGGUCUUCUCGAGCCUGGAAGCGGGCUUUUCGCAAUCCCAAAGGGGGCCGUCACGCGCCAUGUGCGCUUCAUCUGGGUGGUCAAGAGCAAGAGUCAACUUUCCUGGUUCACAGAGUCACUAUCAUCUGUGUACGCAGAUUUCCGCAUGUUGCAGGAGAGACUCAAGGAUAUCAAGUUGGAAAUGACAAUAUAUAUCACCCGCGACCCAACCUUUACCGAUGAGCAUAAAUCCCUCCUCUCCAACAUCGCACCGCCCAAAUCCACGACAGCACCACAAGAGUCUCCUAAACACGGCACAAUCCGAUACCGCGACCUCCCCCCCUCCCCCCCACCCCACCCACAAAACCCCCACGAGAACCCCCAAGUCGAAAAACAACCAAUGACCACCCCAUCCCAAACCCCCACCCACACCCCCAAAUCCUCCCACGACACAACCGCCACCAGCCGCCCCGCCUCCCAAACCUCCAGCACCCCGCUCUCCACCCCCUCUUCCCCUCUCCUCCUCCACCCCCUCAUCGCCAUCCACCCCGGCCGUCCUCCAACCCGGUCUCUGAUUCGCAAGUCGCUCGAGCAGGCGCGCGGCGAGUCUGCGGUCGUGGUGUGUGGGCCGGAGAGUCUGGUGGCGGCUGUGAAGCGGGAUGUUUGUGUGUUGAGCGAUGAGCGGGCUGUGCACAAGGGGACGGGGGCGCAGGGCGUGUAUUUGCAUACGGAGAGUUUUGAGUAUUGA